AGAUAUUGUGCUGUUUUUAAUGGCGUCCGUAGUAGUAAUCGGAGGGGUUUUAGGAGGCCUGACUGGACUGUGUGUUAUCAUUACUGGAUUCCUACUUGUAUAUUGUUUGUAUCUUAAAAGAAAGAUGCCAAAGAAUAUUGACGAGGACACUAAAAAUCCAGAAUGUGAUUAUUUCGAAGCCAUAGAUUUCAAAAGGAUAAGAGAAAAUAGAUCACAAGAACAAAGAAAUCACAUUAAUCCACCCAAUUCAUCUUUACUGAAACAGACUAAAAUUGUGUCUAAAGAGUUAGUUAUAGAUGAUGUUGAAUAUUAUAAUACCAUGCCCAAGCAGAGUAAGACAUUAAACGGACAUGAAAGAAGUGAAAAGAAUGGUGAAGUUAAACAACAUAUGGGUGGUACAGGAAGUAAGAUAGAAACAGGAAGCCAUCGAAUUUAUACGCAUGAGGACUCUAUGACGGAAUUUGAAGCAAAUGAAUAUUUUGUGUUAGAAAGGGAGAAUACAACGGUGUCGUGUCAAAAAGUAAAAGGCAAAGAGGCGAAAAACAAGGUAAAUAGGGAGCAAACAACCCCUUCUGGAGAAAAAAUAGAAGCUGCAUCAUUUACAGACAAAGAGGAAAACUAUUAUAUUAAUCAACGUUCAGAUAGGAAUUCCGAGCAUGUAAAGGAAGAAAUAACUAAUGCUGACAUGUAUUUUGUUUUAGAGAAGUGUUAAAUUUAUGCAGAGAAUGACACUUUAAUCUAAUGCCAUGCAAUACAUACGUUAUUGAGAUGUAUCAUAUAGG
Saccostrea cuccullata (small rock oyster) is the source of this 782-nucleotide messenger RNA. RefSeq lists its product as uncharacterized. The record is from RefSeq and is a predicted model, not a curated record. The transcript has 3 exons. The coding region runs from base 20 to 712 and encodes 230 amino acids. Lineage: Eukaryota; Metazoa; Mollusca; Bivalvia; Ostreida; Ostreidae.